Ostreococcus lucimarinus CCE9901 is the source of this 1005-nucleotide messenger RNA. RefSeq lists its product with no specific name. Lineage: Eukaryota; Viridiplantae; Chlorophyta; Mamiellophyceae; Mamiellales; Bathycoccaceae. Gene Ontology annotation, biological process: mRNA transport; mRNA 3'-end processing by stem-loop binding and cleavage. The coding region runs from base 1 to 1005 and encodes 334 amino acids. The transcript has a single exon. Gene Ontology annotation, molecular function: mRNA binding; histone pre-mRNA stem-loop binding. Gene Ontology annotation, cellular component: histone pre-mRNA 3'end processing complex; cytoplasm. The record is from RefSeq and is a predicted model, not a curated record.
AUGACGCCUCGUCCGCGUCCGUCGCCCUCGCGCGCGCCGCGCGCCGCGCGCGACGACGAAUCGCCAUCGCACCGUCCGUUCGCGCGCAAGCACGACGCCAACGUCAAGCGCACCGCGCCCGCGCGCGCGAUCGUCAAGCCCGCGAGCGCGCGAAAAGCGACGCGCGACGGCGACGUCUCGCGCGGCCUCGUCGCGCGAUCGCGCGAGGGCGCGCGCGCGAGGCGCUCGAACGAACGCAAACGAAUCGACGUCAAGCGCGCGAUCGAAGACGGGGAGAUCGAGGACGUGUACGACCUGACGAACGCCGCGGCGGGCGACGCGCGGCGCGGCUCGGGCGACGACGCGACGACGCGCGAGGAGACGGAUCCGCACAAGCUGCGACAACGACAGCGACAGAUCGAUUACGGGAAGAACACGCUCGGGUACGCGCGAUAUCGCGAGCUCGUGGCGAAGAGCGCGAGGAGAUCGAGCGAUGCGUGGACGCCGAACAUUCGCGCGGGAAUGUCGAAACGCGCGUUCGACGGCGCGGUGCGCAAGUGGCGACGGUUGUUGCACGCGUACGAUCCGCCGGUGGAGGACGACGAGGAGAUGGUUCGCGUGCCCGUGGAUCCACUCGCGAGACCGAACGGGACGCUGAAACCCGGAGAGUACGUGCCGCGAGAGUUGGCCGAGGCCGCCGAGGCGCGCGCGCGCGCCAAAGCCGAAGCCGAAGCCGCCGCGCGCGACGGUCGACGCCUUCCCGUGGUCCGCCUCGCGCCGCUGCGCGCCGCCGACGUCGCGACGCGCUCCACGCUUCCAUCGCGCGCGGACAUGAGCCCCGGUUGGGACGCCGUCACCCCGACGCCUCGCAAGCGUCCGGGAUUCGCGCCGUCGUCCGACGCGGCGCGCGCGACGGACGCGACGGACGCGACGGACGCGAUGGACUGCGACGCCCCCGUUCCCGACCUCGCGCGCCGCUCCAUAUACGACGAUUGGGAGGGCGAAGAUUUCGUCGGCGUCGUCUAG